AGGCGCGGCGGGCCUGCUGCCCUCGCGCGCGGCUUGGCUUCGCGCCCUUCCCUGAGGGAACCCUCGGCCAUGUCCGUGCCCGGGAGGCCUGUGGCCCUUCGGAAGGGGAAGGUCUUCCCUCGGCUCGGGAGUGCGCGGUCUGGCGCUGCUGACGGCGUGAGGGAACCGGUCGGGGUUUUGUUUUACCCGUUUUGAAAUGGGAGAGUUUGAGCGUCUGACUUUUUGAGGCAGAGACCUGCUGCCAGCGUGGGCGUCUGGCGCUGAGAAGGCCAGACGUGGCCGGAGAGCAGCUCUCCUGUGAGAGGGAGAGUAGUCUGGCAGGCGGGUAAACCGGGCAAAAAUCGCACAACGCUGGGGACAGGGGUCUCGCUUUGAGGAGAACCAGCUUUAGCUAACGGCAGCUGACACAGCUGUGGACUCUUCUCUGUGACACAUAUUUUCCCUGCAGUCUCCUGUCAGUUCCCAGACAAGCAGGUGCAAAACCAAUCUGCAUGGCAAAAUGGAUACAGAGUCAAACCACAGGCCUGGCCCACUUCUAGAAGUUAAGGAAAGAGCACUCAAGGGUGCGCAGAGCAAGAUCUGCACUUUAUUGAACAGUACCUGGAAACAGUUUGACAGCUAGAAUGACCUGCUGUUCUACUUUUGUUGAACUGGAAUCAGACACAAAACCCCAAACUUCCCCAGAAUUUGUUGUUGACCUAAAUGACAGUGUGGGAGACUUCAGGGUAAAAUGAGUGGAAAGAGAAACAUUUUGCACAACACAAGAGUUACACCUGUGAGGGUGACCCCAUGUUGAUUUCACCAGAUUCUGACUCUUCCAAAAUCAGUGGUUUACUGCUUGAGAAGCUCAGAAAAGUAGAAGUAUUGUCCGCAUUUGACAAAUCCCACAGACAUUUGCCUAACAUGGAAGACAACAUGGAUGUAAAAAAUGUAUUUAAAACCCAGGACAAUAUUUCCUGCCUAAGGGAUUUGUCAGAGAAUGGUGAUGACCUACUUCAUUUUAACAGUAUGGUCAGUGUCACUGCUGGAAAAGCAGAGAAAUACUGCAGCAGACAGGUGCAUUCCCACCCUACAAAUGUAAUCACUUACCGCACAGACAACUGUUGCCUUAACACGGAAGACUCUGUAUCUGCUCAGUCUCUGGCAGAUAUCCAGGCAUGUAAAAAAACUGGGCUCAGUAGACCCCUAACCAUGAACACCCUGUUCAGUGAGCAGGCAGAUACUCCCAUAGUAAAUCAAAAUUAUUUUCUAAAAGAUGAUUCUGAAAAUUCUGCCACUAUUCUGGAGAUUUAUGCAGAGAAAGUUCCAAGUGUAAGUGAUGACUUUUCUGAUGAUGACCUAGAGUAUUUUGAAUGUUCUGAUGUGCUGACAUUGCAUGAAAAUGAAAUCUGGACAAAGAAAUUACAAUUUUUAUUAGAAAGUGAUGAUGAAGAUGAUUUAAAACUGAGUAAGGAUUGUGAUGGGUGUGCUUACUUCCUCAGUGAAAUGCCUUGUCUGUUCCAAGUGUCAGAUAACACUAUGCCUAUGGAUACCACCAUUGGCUUCUGUGGUCAUCACUCAAAAUUCAAAGGAGUAAAUGUAAGGAGAGACCCCUCUAUAUACAGCCAGUCAACUUUGCAGACAGAGAUGACUCUCACUGUUGGACACCGAGAUAAAAGCACCAGUUUGAAAGACAAAGAAAAGUAUAAAGUGCCUGUUGCAUCUGCAGCCAUUGAAAAUGACCAUCCUGGAACUGAAGAAGAAAAUAAUGGAAAUGGCCACUCAGCUGCAGGUUUCUCGACUGACAAAUCAAAGAACAAGGAUAAUACACAUGCCAAGGCAGACUCCUCUACUAGUGGCAUAGGUGCUUCUCUGACAAAUCAGGCUUCAGAGACAAUGACAGAAAACAGUACGGACAAGGACUUGCUGGGGGAAAGCUCAUUGCUGCUAGAGGAGGGGAGAAGAAAUUUGCCAGAGGAAAAUGCAAGGCAUGCUGUCUGUACCUUAACAGAAAGUCUAAGAAGAAACCUUUUAAAGUUGUUAAACCCUAAAGAGCUCUGCAGAUAUGUAAGUAAUAUAGGACAAUCUUUUCAGACUACAGCAGAGAUUAGGGAAUCCAGUGCUUCCAGUCAGGAAGGUGUCAUUUCAACACAAAUCCCUGAGGAGACAGAAAGCUUGCAAAUGCAGGCUGGUUUGUGUCAUACAGAAGAGGCAGAUAAAGACUGUCUCUGGGAAAGGAAAAGGACUUGGGGCCUGUCUGAGCAAAAUCAGAUGCCAAAUGAAAACGUCUCACCCAGGAAUCAAGGUGCUAAUCUUAAAAUCUUCACCCAGAAUUGUGAGACACUAUGUAUGGAGCCCAAAAUAGAAAAGGAAGGCAUCUUCAUGACUUGUGAGAAUGCAGGAACCAUCCAUCCAGCUUCAGAAAUGCUCUGUACUGAAAACACAUUACAAGCAAAAAAUGCAAAUUUACAGACCUAUUCUCAACACCAUGCCCCUUGUGAUAAGAGAGAAAGUUGUCACCAACAAGUCUUCUGUGAACAAGGAAUUAAUAUUAUUAGUAACGGCAACAAAUCAAAGAAUGAUGUUUCGCCUUUUCCUUUAUGGGAUACAGACUCUGUUCCUGAUAAACAAGAACGUUUAUGUGCUGUUCUGUCUUCUGCAAAGCUAUGUGAUGAGCCAAGGGAGGGAGAGCAAAGGUAUAGUUUUGACUCACACGAUAGCAAUGACACAGAUAUUCUCUGCAGUCUAUCAUGUGAUGAAUCUGUGUUUGAAGCUAAUCCCAAGUCAGUCCUGGAAUCUGGAGAACCUGGGUGCAAAGGAGAUGCUGAUAUAUCUGCAGUGCAUGACAAGCUCUGGAAACUUUUUCAUGAAGAUGACUCAGACUAUCAAAUCGCUUUUGAAAACCAGGGGAUCACAAGCUUAGAAAUUAGGCCGACAGGUACCAAAAUCACAGAACUGAACUUUGUACAGAAGACCUGUUCUGAUCAUCCUUUGCCAAUAAAUGUGAUAGAAGAGCGGGAACCUAUUACACAACGAGCUAGUAGACAAAGAACAGAGAAAGAUGACUGCAAUGUUUCUAAUAUCCUACUUAAAACAGAUGAAGUAUGUAACAGUGCAUCCAUAGGAAACAUUUGUCUUGCACAAAUGGUAGAAGCAGAUGGUAUAUGUCUAGAUUCUAGCACUGGAAAUAAAACGGAAACACCAUCCAUUUGUGUUUCAGCAAAUAGUAUCAUCUUAAAUACAGGGGAGUGCUUGGAGCAGAAGCCAAAUCAAACGUUAACUGACAGUAAUGGAUCCAUUCAAAUGACUGUUGCUCAGGAAGGAAAGCUUACCAUUAAUAAUGCUUCCCAAACAUGUGAUGCAGAUUCUCCUCAAAGAUUAAAAAAUGCUCACAGUGGUAACUUAGCAUGUGACAAAGAAAACCCAGCUUACAUGUCAGAUAAGUCUCAUGGGACAAUUGGACAAUUACUUCAUACUGAGCACAACAUAUCCUUGAUAAAUGAGUCUGUAACUGGUAAAGGGUGUCAUUUUAGAGGCUGUUAUCCAGCAAAAAGAGAAUUAGCUUAUUUCCCUGAAGAGAAAGACAUUUUCCCCUGUGAAAAUACCAGUCGGUUUACACAUGAAGAACACUCUUCUGUUAACACCAUACAUAAAAGUUAUGAAGAGAAUUUGCAAGAAAAAGGAAAUCACUCAGACUUGAAUGCACAAAAUGACACUAAUUCUGACAGUUAUCAUCUUUCAAAAAAUAAUGACUGUCAAGAUUUUCAGGUUGUUGCUAAUGCACAGCAAUACAGUUCUGUAAUGCAAUUGCCUAAUUUAAUUAAGACUCCUGAAACCAUAACACGCAAGAAUCUACCCCAAAAUAUAGACCAACAGACAGAAAUAGGAAAACGAGAAGUGGCAUUCACUCCCUCUUCUGGGGAUCCACUUUUAAGAGAUUUUUAUGUAGAAGUGCCCAGAUAUGAACCAUGUAAACCAGGAGAAGAACAGAGAGAGAUUUGCAUAGGUGAUGAACAAAGGGCUGAAAUUUCCUGUGACUCAGGAGUUAGUCACGUUUCAGAGAGUCAGACUGCAGUUUCCUCUCAUAAUACAUCAGAACAACAUGUAUUUUUUGUUGACAGCACCUUCAAGUCUGAUGAAGAGUUAAAGACAGAUUCUUCAAAAAAUCACACAUAUGCUUCUGCAAGUGUAACAUCAGUUAGUACCCCGCUACCUAGAAAGGGUCAAAAUGAGUACCACAGCAUAGCAAAUGAGGAUUUUAGAGAUACCAGUAAUCAGUUAGGUACCCAACAACUGACUGUGAAAGAAACAUUACCAUUCUUCACACCUGUGAGCCAGUCAGAGGGCCUUCUUACCAGUAUAUCAGCAAUGGGGUGUCCUGGCACAGGAAGUCAAGUAAAAACUGAAUCCACACAAACUGCAGUCAAAGUAUAUGAAAAUUUGAGCACGCUGGAAACUUUCUGCAAAGCGUUGCAGGAUCAGUUCCAUAGGGUACCUGAAGAAAACAAGAAGAAAGCAGCCUUGUGUGAAAAUAAACAAGAGAUCCAAAGAGUUAACGAAUAUAACCCAGAUGAAGCUGAAACAAAGUCUCCUUUGCGCACUUUAAUUAGCUCCAAGGCUCAGAGACGGUUUAUGAACAUUAGCACUAAGCAGUCCUGUCCUGGCUUGAUCUCUUCCAGCAAGAUAACUGAGGUUGAUAAUUCAAUUAAGUCUACUGAGUAUGAUAAAGAUGAAGAAGUCAUGACAUCAGAGAGUGUAGUAAGUGGUUUAGUUAAUUUGCCAUCAGUUGAUUCAGGGAACAACCAGUAUUUUCAAGAGCAACCACCCUGCAGCAGAACUCAGCCGUUCUCUUUAGCAUUGAGCACAUAUGAUCCAUUCCCAGUCAAUGUGGAAAGGCUAAGAAAUCAAGAAGGGUCAAAAUCCUACCAGACAUCACCAACUGUUGCUGAGCCUGAGCCCAUCAAAUGUAAACAAGAUACAGCAAAGAGUGGGCAUUUAGGUGCUGGAGCCAAGAAGAAAUUGCCACCAGCAACACUGUCAAAAAAACCCCGACUGGAGGAGAGAGGAAAUGUCAGCAAGGAUCCUAGCUGUGUUAAAAAGUCUGUGAAGAGUGAGGCAGGCAUGAUUCAUAAAGAAGAUAGAAAAGAGCAGAGGAAACUAAUUUUGAAAAAGGAUAGCAAAGCUCCCAAGCUGCUGAAGAAAAUCCAAGCAGAGUUGUUCCCUGACUGCUCUGGAAAUAUUAAGCUAUGCUGUCAAUUUGGUGACGUUCAUGGUGACUCCACUAUUACAUGGACUAAAGAUUCCAAGUUACUAGCUCGACUGCAGAGAAGUGCCCAGGAUGACUCUCCCGUCUCUUUGGCAAUAGCUAAAGCCAGUAACAAAGACCAGGGAAUGUAUUAUUGCUGCUUGAAUAAUAUAUAUGGAAAGGUGACUGCUGAGUUUAAUCUGACUUCUGAAGUGUUGAAACAUCUCUCAAGUUUUCAGAAUUGUGAAGGUGUGGAAGAAAUUGAAUUCAUGCAGCUCAUGUUCAGAGAAGAUUUCAUCAGUGACAGCUAUUUUGGUGGGAACCUGCAUGGAAUAAUAGCUACAGAAGAGCUUCACUUUGGUGAAGGCAUGCACCGGAAAGCCUUCCGAAGUAGAGUGAUGCAAGGCCUCGUUCCAGUGUUCAGUCCUGGCCAUCCCUGUGUUCUCAAAGUGCACAAUGCUAUCACAUAUGGGACCAAGAGUAAGGAUGAUCUAGUUCAAAAGAACUACAAACUAGCACUGCAGGAGUGCUAUGUCCAAAAUACUGCAAGAGAGUAUGCGAAGAUAUAUGCAGCUGAAGCUGAACCCUUGGAAGGCUUUGGGGAAGUACCAGAGAUCAUUCCUAUUUUUCUUGUUCAUCGCCCUGCUAAUAACAUCCCCUAUGCGACAGUGGAGGAGGAGCUAGUUGGGGAAUUUGUGAAAUACUCUGUCAGGGAUGGCAAGGAAGUAAAUUUCCUGAGAAGAGACUCAGAGGCUGGCCAGAAGUGUUGCACCUUCCAGCACUGGGUGUAUGAGAAGACCAAUGGGAACUUGCUUGUCACUGACCUGCAAGGUGUAGGAAUGAAGUUAACUGACGUUGGCAUAGCAACACUGGCCAAAGGAUACAAAGGUUUUAAAGGCAACUGCUCAAUUUCCUUCAUUGAGCAGUUCAGAGCCCUCCACCAGUGCAAUAAGUACUGUGAGAUGCUGGGGCUGAAAUCUCUCCGAACCACUCAUCAAAAACAGAGGAAAGCAACAUCCAUGAAAAGCAAAAAUCUACCAAACUCAUCAACUAUAAAGAAAACAGUGCCCAAGAAAUCAAGAGAACCUAGAGACUUCAUUUCUUCAGAGCACUGAGUUGCACUGUCCCAUCCUGUGAAAACUCCUCUUGAGGAUAUGUAGUAGUGAUAGGCACCAAUGACCUCAUGGGGGGAUAACUUUAGUCUUUUGCCUUAUGACGUUAUUUUGAAGUCAUCCUGAUGCUGAUGCCAGCAACAAAGAAAGGAACUGAUUCUAUGGUCUUGGUACCUGAGACUUAACACUGGGACAAGGUUUUGAAGACAAACUAAGCUGUCUGCCUGGAUUAUCUUACAACCCUUCUGUGUAUUGGUACCUGCACAUUUUGAGUCUUGGACACUGAGUACACCGCAGGUCACUGGAGAACAUCUUCCCUUCUAUGUGUCUGUGCCUGUGACCCUGUGGGUUCCGCUGCUGCAUAAACAUCAAUAUAUUUAAGAUGCCACGCAGUAAAAGUUUUGCACAGUGUUGUUGCUCAGGCUGCUAUAGAAAAAUUGUUUUCUUUCCCAGAUUUUUGCAUAUUGUAAUCCUACUGUAAUCCUAUUCUUGUAAUUUUUUUCUCCCACUUACAUGUCUUUUAAUACAAGACAAAGCCAUUCAUGAUAGGACAUGUCUGUCUUCUGCCCCCCACAAAAUUAGCUAGCAUCUUUAAGGCCUCACAAAGUAAUGUCAUCAGCUUAAAUAUGGGCAACUUGUGUGAUUCUCCAUAGAAUUCCUGGCUUUCCAUGCAAGCUUCCUUGAAUCUACAGUUAACCCCAUGGCACAGUACUGUUGUGCUUGCACUGAUCCUCUUGUAGGAUGAAGGUUUGGAGUCUGCAUGUUGCCAAGCAGCUACCAUCUGAAAUAAACCAUUACAUAUAGUGGGUAUUUUAGUACCUUGCAGCAUUUUCAACUUGAAUAAGUACAAUGACUUUUCUGUGUAGCAUAGAGUUGUUUUUUGAAGGAACAUGACAGGUGCCCUGGGCCUGUACCUGGCUAAAGAGUCAUGAUUUGUCCAAAAUGCCUAGGCAGGGCCAAAACUGAAAAAAGAUACUGUGCUCCAUUAAAAUUAAAUGUAGCUUAUGUGGAGAUUUGCAGCCAGAGGAGGGAACUAUGCAUGUCAGUGGACUGCAAGAAGUUUACUGGAGGUGGCAGUUGAAAAGCCAACCUGCAGUGCCUAACAUGCAAUACAAACACUGAACAUUGUCAGACUUCUUAUCCCUGUGUGAUUACUAAAUAACAGGUGGUGCCAGAAACCAAUACCUGUGUGUAAGAGUCCCAUCAGAGCUGAGGAAAAAAAAAAGUGAUUUCAGACUAGGUUCUGCUUUGUGUUGAUAAGCAGUGGGUGCCAAAUAUGAGAUAAACUGUUGGGGACUAGCUGAUGCUAGGGACAGAAACUCAUCUGACUGCAAUGUAGGUAUAACAUCUAGACUUGUCAUCCUGGGCUCCCUUUAUGGUUAAUGGAGGUCUUCCCAAUGGAAUUUAGAGCAAAGUGCAGGUCAUCUGAAAAACAAACAUUUGAAAUAGGUUAGAUUAACUGUGCCAAAAAAGUGCUUAUGUCUCUCCAUUGAGGGAAAAGGCAGCAGUGUCAGACAGACAUCUGCAUUUUGAAUUCCUACUGUUACAUGGGAUGAACUUCUCCAGAGUUGUUCUGAAGCAUUUGAGUUUUUAAUAGUUUUCUGCUAACUUAUGAGGAGGAGACCAAGUACAAAAUGGUAUUGCAGAAAUUAGGAUUUGUAGUCUAUGUAAAAUUAAAGGUAUGAAAGACUAUUUGAAAGAUGAGUUUUUAAAUAGAAAAUGCCAAGGAAAGGUGAAAAGUUUGAGUGUGAGUGAAAUCUGGGUCAAGACAUUGAGAGUGAAACCUUGACAAAACAAUUACAAUGUAUCGAGGAUGGGAAGCCAUUCAUAUCAAAAUAAAGGUGAAUGACAAUGCUGUGCUACUGCAGAGAAUCUGAAGUAUCACAAGAGAAUGGAGGUAGAAAAGUAUACAGAGGAGAAGUUUUGAAGGAGUUAUGAAACACAGCAGGCAGAGGGAGAUGCGGCACAGAUGAGGCAGAUGGUCUUAUUGAUACUGGCUGUGCUGUAGGGAAGAGGUUUUCCCAGGGAAGUCCCAGUGUUCUGGUGUCUCAGUUGUUCAAACCAGGAACCAGUCUGAGUUUACCCACAUCUCUCUCUCAGCCAAAAGGAGGUUGGUGUGUAUGAGAGAACGAGCCACCGUGCAUGGCCAGGCAGCACACCUAGCAAUGAGGAUGGCAGCAAUCCACUUUCCACUGCCACCUGGCAAUCAUCAGUUCAUCAUUUAUUUGAUCCUGGAAUUCUGUACUCUGUUGAUGCAGUUCUGGCUAGCUUUGGUGGGGAAGAGGAAAACCUGGCAAUACACUGGUUUAAAGCAGUCAUUUUUCUGUAAUAGAACAAAAGUUUCAGUUAUAAUAAUGUCACAUGAUCCUGUUAAAAUUCAGUCAUUGCCCUUGAGUUCAGCUACAUGUGCAAUUAAAUUGAAAUAUUUAUA
This is a messenger RNA of Aquila chrysaetos chrysaetos, 8767 nucleotides long. It is a transcript of the gene ALPK2, whose product is annotated as alpha kinase 2. The transcript has 13 exons. Gene Ontology annotation, biological process: protein phosphorylation. The coding region runs from base 790 to 6339 and encodes 1849 amino acids. NCBI's taxonomy places the organism in Eukaryota, Metazoa, Chordata, Aves, Accipitriformes, Accipitridae. The record is from RefSeq and is a predicted model, not a curated record. Gene Ontology annotation, molecular function: protein serine/threonine kinase activity; ATP binding.